Messenger RNA from Cydia fagiglandana, 1503 nucleotides. RefSeq names its product three prime repair exonuclease 2-like. The transcript has a single exon. Gene Ontology annotation, cellular component: cytoplasm. The coding region runs from base 192 to 839 and encodes 215 amino acids. Gene Ontology annotation, molecular function: nucleic acid binding; 3'-5'-DNA exonuclease activity. Gene Ontology annotation, biological process: DNA catabolic process. Lineage: Eukaryota; Metazoa; Arthropoda; Insecta; Lepidoptera; Tortricidae. The record is from RefSeq and is a predicted model, not a curated record.
GCACCUGAUCAGUAUUGAUAUUUCGCAAGUGCGCUCCGUUGCGAUUAACAUAUGUAUUUUGCACUUAAAAUACUCGUGCAACGAACAGUGAGAGUGUAGACCAAGUUCCGUGGUUUAUAUUGUGACUUUAUACAGCAUAUUUUAUACAAAUCUCGUGAAUUCAACUACGCAUUCAAGUUGGAGUUUGCAUCAUGGCACCGAUUGCAACGUACGUAUUUUUCGAUCUUGGAACGACCGGUUUACGUAACAGCGAUCCUAAAAUAACAGAGAUACAUAUGAUAGCGUACAGGUGUGAAGAUCUUCGAAAAUAUUUUCGGGAUGGAAGCGAACGUCUUGAUUGUGAAAAACUCCACUGCCGACUUGAAAAUGAUGAGAUGUGUUUAAUAAGCCGAGAAGAUUACGAGGAAUGUAGCCUUAAGGAAGAAACAUGCCGUUUUCUUGAAGAUUUGGAAAAACCUGUGUGUCUGAUCGCGCACAGCGGAAAUAAAUUUGAUUUUCCUUUAUUGAACGAAGAACUAGCUGAUGCCGAAGGGUUUUCACCGAAAGGUAUCGUCUGUGCCGAUACGAUGGCCGCUUUCUAUGAUAUAUUCGAACCAGAUUCUAAAAAGACUUCUUAUAAAGAACGAAGAAGUGGAUCUUAUCCAUGGCCUGAUUAUCAUUAUAAAAUGAGUUAUCGCUUGGAAGAUGUGUAUAAAAGAGUGUUUAGAGUUACACCUAUGUUAUAUGAUGCUAAGGAUCGCAACAAAGCAAUGGUGAAGAUUGCUUUGAGCCAAGGAUUCCAGUUUAUGCUCUGGGUGGCUGAAAACAACUUGCCAUUUAUUACUUUUUUGGAAGUGUAAUUUAACAGGAAUAAUGCCAAGUAAUGAAGGGAGUAAUCUAUUUGGGCGAAUGAACUUUUAAAUUGACACUUUUCACGUCUCUGGCGUUACCAAAAAUGUGUCUGUAUAGUUACCAAGAAAUCACAUUUCAGAGAGCAAAUCACUUGAUUCAACGAAUAACAUAAAAUUAUAUAAAAGUAAUAUACCUAUUAUCCAUGAGAAAUUUUCGAUAUUUUUUAAACGAUAUUUGUGUAGGUAUAGGUAUCGUAGACAGAAUUUAAUGUCGGUCUAAAAGUUGAUUCGCCCAUCUGCUCACUUCUAACCUGUAAGUACUAUUUGUCGUACCUUAGCCUAAUAAGUUUAACCUACUUAGCUUGUUAAAGUUUGAUUGACCUAAAAGUCAGUGAAAGUGAAUUCCUAAACCCUAUUUUUUAUUUGUAAUUGAGACUUAAUAUUGCACCAACGUUUACUGUAAAAAUCUAAACGAAUGAUUUGUUGAAUGUAUUUGUAAUGUGAAUUGGUUUCCAAAUAAAACGGCGAAUAAAGGUUCUCUGGAAAUGAUCGCUCAUUAGCAAUAAAUCCGUCUGAAUAUCAUGAGGAUAAUUUUAUGUUUUUUUUUUGUAGGUAUGUUUCUGUACGGCUAAAAUGCUAAGUAUUGGUUUUUAAAUUGGAAAUAAAAGAGAAA